CUCUCUCUGGCUUUCUUUCUAACCCUGUCCCCUGAGAUUUCACGCUUUCAUCUUUUCUUAUGGUCGAGGCAGUCACACACCCAUAAUAAAACGUUUUUAUGUCUAAUUAUAAGCUAAACCAUUGCUUUAUUAUUUUAUGCGCUGGUAAGGUUAGAAGAAUCGAAGGAUAUCGCUUUGCCAUUACAUUUUUAUUCAAUCUUCAACGAUCAACCUUUGUCUUUUUAUUUAAUCUCCCAUUCUGCAUUUCUCAUUCUUAUCGCCUUGCAGAACGAAUCUCUUGGAGUACUGCCUAGUCUAGUCAUUGAGACACAAGCGGCAUUCUCACCACGUUUCAACGGACACUCACGGAUCAAAUUUAACCACAUUCGGUCAAUUCGUCUGUGAUUCGAAUAUCCGAUAUUGGAUAUUGAAAAAGAGGUUAAUGUUUAGGGAUAUUUUCAGAGCUGGUUGUGACCAGAGAAGACAGAAAGGAUGGGAUAUGGAAACAGAGCCGUGAAAGGAUGUGCAGUGUUUCUAUGGGUCGCCUCCGUCGUUCUCUUAGCGGAGAGCAGAAGAGUAAAGCAACCCAGAUGUCCUGCAUCUUGUACCUGUACUAAAGAUAAUGCCCUGUGCGAGAAUAUCCGAUCCGUCCCGCACAGUUUCCCAACCGACGUCGUCUCUUUGUCUUUUGUCAAGUCUGGCUUCAAUGAAAUCACAGGUGGUAGCUUCGUUCACACACCGGCCCUUCAGCUUCUCUUAUUCACUGCUAAUUCAUUUGACUUCAUUGAUGAAGAUGCCUUCCUAGGUUUGCCCCACCUAGAGUACCUGUUCAUCGAAAACAACAAGAUAGAAUCUAUCUCCCCGUUUGCUUUCAGAGGCCUGAAAGCCCUGAUACAUCUGAGCCUAGCUUACAAUAACUUGGAAACAUUGCCCAAAGAUGUUUUCAAUGGUAUGGAUGCCUUGUCGAAAGUGGAUCUGCGGGGGAACAGCCUGGUAUGUGACUGCAAGCUGAAGUGGCUGGUUGAAUGGAUGCACAGCACCAAUGCCACAGUAGAUGAGAUCUACUGUAGUGGACCCCCUGUUCAACAGGGCAAGAAGAUCAAUGAUCUCCUGCCUCAAUCCUUCGACUGCAUCACAGCAGAGUUUGCCUCCUAUCAGUCUCUGAAGUUUGAAUCCAUCUCCGUAGAGGACUUUACCUUUGGCAAAGAUCAAUAUGUUGUGUUUGCCCAACCAUUCACUGGAACAUGCAGCUUCCAGGAAUGGGACCAUGUUGAAAUGGUCUUUCGAACUUUUGAUAGUAUUGAAAGCACCUCUACUGUGGUGUGUAAACCCAUGGUGAUCGACAACCAGCUGUUCGUUAUCGUGGCCCAGCUGUUUGCUGGCUCCCACAUCUACAAACGUGACACUAGCGCCAAUAAGUUUAUAAAGAUACAAGACAUAGACAUCUUGAAGAUCCGGAAGCCCAAUGACAUUGAGACGUUCCUCAUUGAUGGCGAGUCCUUCUUUGUUAUAGCCGACAGCUCCAAGGCCGGUUCCACCACCGUGUACAAGUGGAACGGUAAUGGGUUCUACUCUCACCAGUCUCUCCACCCAUGGUACCGGGACACAGAUGUGGAGUACCUGGAGAUCUCCACCAAGCCCCACCUAAUCCUUUCCAGUAGCUCCCAGAGGCCUGUGGUCUACCAGUGGAACAAGGCCCUGAAGCAGUUUGACCGACGAACCGAUAUUCCUGAGAUGGAGGACGUCUUCGCCGUCAAGCACUUCAAGGUCAAAGGCGACCUCUUCAUCUGCCUCACCCGCUUCAUUGGUGACUCGAAGGUGAUGCGCUGGGAUGGCGCCAUGUUCAAGGAGGUCCAGACGGUGCCUUCAAGAGGCUCCAUGGUGUUCCAGCCAGUCGCCGUGGGCAACUGGCAAUACGCCAUCUUGGGCAGCGACUACUCACUGACGCAGGUGUACCAGUGGGAUGUCAAGAGUGGCCUGUUCGUUCACGCCCAGGAGCUCAACAUUCAAUCACCUAGAGCUUUCUCUUUGCUUUCCAUCGACAACAGGGAGUUCCUCCUAGCUUCCAGCUUCAAAGGGAAAUCUCAGAUCUAUGAGCACCUUAUGAUAGACCUGAGUAAUUGAGAACAGAUCUAAAGUAAAGGUAUCUUAUGACAGACCUGAGUAAUUGAUAAUG
Messenger RNA from Hypomesus transpacificus, 2155 nucleotides. It is a transcript of the gene lgi1b, whose product is annotated as leucine-rich, glioma inactivated 1b. The transcript is spliced from 8 exons. NCBI's taxonomy places the organism in Eukaryota, Metazoa, Chordata, Actinopteri, Osmeriformes, Osmeridae. The record is from RefSeq and is a predicted model, not a curated record. Gene Ontology annotation, molecular function: protein binding. The coding region runs from base 472 to 2103 and encodes 543 amino acids. Gene Ontology annotation, biological process: myelination.